AGUACAAGAUCUAAAAAGCUAGUUUUGAUGGUAAAUAUUAAACAAGGAAUGCAUGUCUUACAUCUUUCCCCUACCAUCAAAUCCCCCCAACCCCACUUUUCCACCUUACUAAUUCACCUCUUUAUCUACUUCUCCACCCUUUGAUAAUCUCCCAAAGUAAGCAUCUUUCUCUUGUGUUAUAAUAUGUAAGUAAUGGGAAGGACAUUCACAGCUUGUCUUUCUCCAUUUCACCAAAGAAAAUGCAUCUUUCAUAUUACAAAUAGUGAAACUAUGGCUCUCUUUGCUUCAUUCACCAAAGAAAUCAAGAAUCUCCAAUCAUCACUACUAUCCAACAAUUCUUUAACUCUUCAAUGGUGUGUAGAAGCCAUGACUCUACUGAAAAAACUCCACUCUCAAUUUCUUCUCAUCAUAUUGGAGAAAUCAAAGGGAAUACAUUUUACAUGGGUCAAUGAUGACAUGUUGAAUCUAUACAUGAAUGAGAGUUUAAACAUCAUGGAGCUUUGUAACAUGUUGAAGUCAUCAAGUUUUAAGAUCAACAUGUAUCAUUUAACAAUUGAUACUACAAUCAAGAAUCUAAAUCAUCAUGAGGCUAAAGCAUUUGCCAGUAUGCAACCAAUUGUACAAAAAGACAACAAGAGUAUUCUUAUUCAAGAAAUGCAAAGGGAUUAUUGUUCAAGUUUGGUUUGCACAAUUAGAGUUGCAAUGAGUUUAUUAUCUUACAUUCUUUUAAAUGUUUUUAUGUAUCCAACUAAGAAUUAUAACGUUGAAGUUGUUGAUAGGAUUUGUUGCAAGUACUCUUCUCCAAUUAAGUCAUUCAAGGACUCAGUUAAUGAACUUGCCACUGAAUUUGAAAGGAAAUAUUACAAUGAUGGAGAAAGAGGAGUAAUGAGAUUUUAUGAGUAUGAAGAAAUGGAGAAGGCAAUAGUGGAAGCAAAAGAAAAGUUUAAAAGUGGAUAUGAAGAAGAAGAAAUAAAGAGAAUUAAAGAUGUUAUUUUUCAGAAAUCUAUAGCUCUAAAGGCUGGUUUGGAGAAGUUUGAAUUACAAGUUGAUCAAGUAUUUGAAGAGGUGCUAAAAGGAAGGAAUAAAUUGCUCCAAAUGGUUGGUAAAGCCAAUGGAAUUUUUAGAUAAGUCAUACUUUACUUCUUGUAUAUAUUUCUUCUUCAUUUUUUUUUCAAGGGCAGAGUUGGUCAAUAUAUAUAUAUAUAUAUAUAUAUAUAUAUAAUACUCUCUAUAUGGUCCACUUUAUAUGACAACUUUCUAAUUAACUAUUAAUUAUAUAAUAUAAUUGAACUC
Messenger RNA from Solanum pennellii, 1293 nucleotides. RefSeq lists its product as uncharacterized. Lineage: Eukaryota; Viridiplantae; Streptophyta; Magnoliopsida; Solanales; Solanaceae. The record is from RefSeq and is a predicted model, not a curated record. The transcript has a single exon. Bases 193 to 1128 code for a protein of 311 amino acids.